AUGUCUGAUGAAGAAGUUCCUACUGUCCAUGAGGAUGUCUCAAAUAAAGAGAACGAAAAUUUAGCUGACACUUCUAUUGUAAGUGAUAGUGGUUUUGGACUAAGACGUUCUACUCGUACACCCAAACCUAGAGUAUUAAUUGAUAAAGCAACAGAAACUGAAGAAAGGAAUGCUGCAGAAGCCGCUGAAAGGAGAAGGAUUUCUAAUGCUAAAGCUAAACAGAAAGCAAAACUUAAGCAGAAAGCUUUGGAAAAAGAGAAGCAAAUGUUAAUUGUUAAGAAAGAGAAAGAGAAAGAAAGAUUGAAGAAACAAAAACUGAAGCAGAAAGAAAAAGAGAAAGCUAAAAAGGCUAAAGAGAAGGAGAAAGAGAAGAACAAGAAAAAACUACUGCAAUUGAAAGCCAUUAAGAAAAAUCCAACCAUUGCUGGUGGUAAAAUUGAUAAGAAUGUUAAGGUUAAAGAAGCAUCGUUAGAUUAUAUACCACCUGUAAAUACUGAAAAUUGGACCCCAAUGUUGCCGUUAUCGACACUAGAUUUUAAGAAUGCACACAGUGUUAUUUCAAGAUUUAAGAAUCCAAAUUUAAUGGCAGUUCCAUAUGCAGGUGACGUUAUGAAACUAAUGUCUUUUAUCAAUAAGUUCUAUAUUUUUUUUGAUAAUGAAUUGCUAAAUUUGUCAUUUCAGGAUUUUGAAAUUGGUUUGGAUUUAUACCCCGUUACUCCACAAGAUAUUGGCAUGGAAUUUGAUAAUAAAAAACUACUAUAUCAAGAUUAUAUCAGCGUGAAGGAAGUCAUUGCUUGCCAGGAUAAAAUGAAUUUAGUAUUUUUAUCAUUAUUAAGAUUAUUGUUCGAUUCUUCGGAUAGUGAUAGAAGCAGAGAACACAACCCGGUUGCCAGUUUAGCAGAUUUACAAACUUCUAAAAAAGUUUAUGCAAAAUAUAUUGAAAAAUUAAGGGAAACAUCUCUUGACUGGGGUUAUCCACAAGAAUGGAGAAAACAAAUCAAUGAAGGCGAUGAUAUUUCAAAGCCAAAGUCUAAAAUGUUUGAGAAUGAUGACACUAUUCCUGUAGACCCUAAAAAUCCUUUAAUUUUAACAGAAAAUAUAUAUGAAUGGCAGAAGCUUGCUCCAAUCGAUGAGGAAGAUAACCCUCUAUUUGUUCCAGAUAUUGAAAAGAUCGGCAUCCUAGCAUUAUACCCUAAUGACAGAAUCAUUCUGUUCAGAGCUUUAGUUGAUUGGUGUUCUGCCAAUUCUCCAAAAGUACACAAUGAAAUCCAUUUUCUGUCACAUUUCAAAAAAGACCCUACAUUUGGUAUUCAAACUCAACAUGUCCCAAGGUAUUUCUUAGAGGGUUCUAAAACUACUAUGUUGCAAUUCCAAAGACUUUGUGAAAUUAUGGAAAUUAGAAUGGAAGUCCGAAGUAAAAGAAAACAUGUAAAGAAGCAAAUUGCUGAAGGGAAGAAUGAGGAUUUUGCCAAAAAAAUGGAAAUUUUGAAUCAUAUUAAGGCAUCAUAUUCUUCACUAACAGCUGAGGAGAAAAAGAAAAGUAUUAUAGAAAACUAUGACAAUUGGACCAAAUUAUUCAAAGGUGAACUUCAUGAUAAUCCUCUAUCAGAUCCUUAUGAAGAUGAAUUAUAUAAAUUAAGAUCUCAAGAAUUUUUCAUCUCAAGAAUACCACAAGUAGGUGAUUUUUACAUUCCAAGAUUACAUUCAUAUUCUGAUUCACCAGUAAGUGUGUCAACAUAUACCGACUUAAGAAGCCUAGAAAAUUUACUUGAUAAAUUUAACGAUGGUAAAUAUGAUACGCAUUAUUUAUUUGAAAAUUUUGGACAGGCAUUAAGUAGUCAAUUUAAGCUACUUUAUCAUGAUACUCCUACAUUAAUUUCAGAUAUGGGUAAACCUAGGGCUAAAAAAGGUAAAGUUUAUUGGUAUGAAAUGUGUCAAGAUUCAAAUACUCUACUUGAGUUUAUCGAUUUCUUAGAUUAUAAAAUUGCAUCUCCGGUUGAGAAACCUAAAAAGAAAGUGAAAGAAGAAGUUGAAAACAAUACAUCAGAAAAUCUGCAAGCAAUUCCAGAAGCAAAAGAACCUGAACCUGAAAAUGUUGAGACUGAUGUUAAAAAUGAAGAGCCUGAAAACUUGGAUCCUACUAUCAAUAAAAAACCACUUCCUAAGGAAUCAAGAUUCAAUGCUUCCAGAAGAAAAUUGAAACAGUUACAAGAUUACUUGAAAAGGCUCUACCACAUAUUGCAUGCAUUUGAACAAUUGAAAAAAGAAUAUGCAGGCAUGAAAUCCGGUAAAAGAACUUUGAGAAGAAUUCAAAGACGUAUAACAUAUAAUGACAGUGAUUUUGAUGAAGAUGAUGAGAGAGAUAACGAUGAGGAUAACGAUGAGGAUGAAUAUCCAAGAGCAAAUAAAAAAUACCGUAGAGAAUAG
Molecule: messenger RNA, 2427 nt
Organism: Tetrapisispora phaffii CBS 4417
Lineage: Eukaryota; Fungi; Ascomycota; Saccharomycetes; Saccharomycetales; Saccharomycetaceae
Gene: IOC3
Product: Ioc3p
Exons: 1
Coding region: 1-2427 (808 amino acids)
Source: RefSeq, a predicted model, not a curated record